Messenger RNA from Anopheles nili, 1872 nucleotides. RefSeq lists its product as uncharacterized. Gene Ontology annotation, cellular component: membrane. Gene Ontology annotation, molecular function: glutamate-gated receptor activity. Bases 1 to 1872 code for a protein of 623 amino acids. Lineage: Eukaryota; Metazoa; Arthropoda; Insecta; Diptera; Culicidae. The record is from RefSeq and is a predicted model, not a curated record. The transcript has a single exon.
AUGCUGUUGUUUGCACUUCUGAUAUCGGUCUUUCCCUGCACGGUAGCUCAGUUUCAAGCUGACGGGCAUGGAGGCGAGCUGCUGUCGACAGUGGUUUCAAUUUUAUUGCAUCAAUAUUUUCGCCAUCCGUUUCAACCCGUGCUGAUAUAUCAUACAGCCUCCACCAGAUCUCAUCACCUUUUGCAGCGGGACAUCCUAGACGGAGUAUUGCCGUCGCUAAAAGGCCAGUGUUCUGUGGCGUUUGGAACUUUUCGUGAGCAUGGAGCAGCUCUACGAUCGCAUGCGGUAUUACUUGGACAGGAUUUGGAAUCGAUCGAAAGCAUACUCAAAGAUUUCAACACUAAUAGCAACGAUUACUCCGGACGCUAUCUACUAGUAUUAACUGGUGGUAUGCAGGAUACUCAGAUGGAGCGUCUUUUUGCUGAGCUGUGGCUACGCCACAUAGUGCAUGUGAAUGUUUUGGUACCUGUAAACGCAUCAGUGAGCGUUUACUCAUACCAACCGUACUCACCGGAACAUUGUGGUCAUCCGAAACCGGAACUAGUAGCUACUUUACCAAUGGAGCAUAUGCUGCCCAGUCUGUAUCCUGUACGACGUUUUGACAACCUUCAUAAUUGUACUUUAAAGGUGGGGACGUUUGAAGCGAAACCGUACACUACUUUUGAGCGCAAGGUGGAUGGGUUCAGCAAUCUGGGCGGUUUCGAAGGUGAACUUUUGCAUAUGCUUUCCCAACAGCUCAAUUUUCGUUUCAAUGUGGUCGAAUCACCAGGCCAAGUGCAGUGGGGAGCUAUUGGACCACCUGGAAAUAGUACAGGUACGAUGCAGUUGGCACAAAACGAGCUGGUAGAUUUCAUCAUUGCUUGCAUGGCACUAGACGUUACUCGCAGUAUAUACCUUAAAGCUGGUGUUUCUCAUUACGCGUCACGUAUUGUGUUCGCCGUACCUCAGGGACGACCAUACACUGCGUUCGAGAAGUUGUUCAAACCUUUCCAGAUCGACAUUUGGGCGAGCCUUGGUGCGAUGCUUCUGGGGGUGUUGAUUGUCGUCACAGUUCUCAGUUGUGGACAACGUGCCCGUGCCCUCCGGCAAUUCGUUUACGGACAAUAUGAGCAUAUGCCUCUCUUUAAUGCACUAAAUGUAUUGUUAGGUGGAGCAGUAGUGAACACACCUCGACGCAAUUUUGCCCGUUCGUUGUUUGUGCUCUGGCUUUAUUUUACAUUUGUUGUGCGCACACUUUACCAAGGGUCGCUUUACUUGUAUUUACAGCGAAGUGCUACUUAUCCUCCGCUAUCAACAAUCGAGGAGGUUCACAAUUCUGCGUUGCAAUACCAUAUGGUAAACAUUGCAAUGCGAUUUUUCGUCGACCGGCCGCAGAUCCUGCCAAGGGUGCAUUUCAUCCCACCCGGGUUGGAUACACUAGGUGAGGCGGUUGCUGGAAUGGCCGAACGGUACCAAGAUCGGGUUGUCGUUUGCCCGAUAGAUAUGGUCGCAUACAAUAACAAACUGAAAAGGCGCAAGCAUUUGGGCAAGAAGAUUUACGUAACGCGCGAAUCGAUCACCUUCUUCCCGCUCACUAUUUACUAUCCGAAGAAGUCAUUCCUUACCCAAGUAUUCGAUCACGAGAUUAAGAAGAUCAUUCAGAGUGGUAUCAUAAACUUUUGGGUUCGUAACUAUGGUGACUAUGAUUUGGAUACUGGUCGACGCACGUCUCAGACAGCAACAAGCCCUCGCAAACUCACCCUUAAGCAUAUGGUCGGUGCAUACCAGAUAUUGCUUGGAGUGCAUCUAUUGGCCAUAAUCGUUUUUUUGUUCGAGUUGGCUUCGAUACGCAUAGUGAUUAUACGUCGUUUGUUGGAGUUUUGUAUGGACUAG